AUGGAGUUCAGGGAUCUAACGGCCAGGGCCGGACUCUGGUAUGACAACUUCAUGAAGAAUGCAGACCCCAGGACAGAAGACUGGUUUCUCAUGUCGUCGCCGCUCCCCCAAACCAUAAUAAUCGUGGCGUACAUCUACUUUGUCACCCGGCUGGGGCCCAGACUCAUGGAGAACCGCAGGGCCUUCCACCUCAAAGAAAUUCUAAUUUUCUACAACUUCAGCGUGGUCGCCUUGUCCCUCUACAUGUGCUAUGAGUAUGUGAUGUCGGGCUGGGGGACGGGCUACACGUUCCACUGCGACCUAGUGGACUACUCGGACUCGCCGCAGGCAUUGAGGAUGGCUGGGACGUGUUGGCUCUACUACUUCUCAAAGUUCAUAGAGAUGUUGGACACAAUCUUCUUUGUUCUGAGGAAGAAGAACAGUCAAAUUACGUUCCUCCAUGUCUAUCAUCACUCUAUCAUGCCCUUUACCUGGUGGUUUGGAGUCCGGUUCGCUCCAGGUGGCCAGGGGACAUUCCAUGCCCUGUUGAACUGUGUGGUCCAUGUCAUCAUGUACUCCUACUACGGCCUGUCUGCCCUGGGCCCCGCCUACCAGAAGUACCUCUGGUGGAAGAAGUACCUCACCACUAUUCAGCUGAUCCAGUUUGUGAUCGUGACCACCCACAUCUGGCAGUACUUCUUCAUGAAGGACUGUCCCUACCAGUUCCCCAUCUUCAUCUACAUCAUUGGCCUCUAUGGCCUGGUCUUCCUCCUCCUCUUCCUCAACUUCUGGUACCACGCCUACACCAAGGGGAAGAGGCUUCCCAAGGUACUUCAGGCCAAAACCUGGGCCCACCCCUACAACAAAACCAAUGGCGAAAUAACCAACGGGAAUGGUUUCCACUGUGACAAGGAUAAGUGA
This is a messenger RNA of Salvelinus namaycush (lake trout), 900 nucleotides long. RefSeq names its product elongation of very long chain fatty acids protein 7-like. Gene Ontology annotation, cellular component: endoplasmic reticulum membrane; endoplasmic reticulum. Lineage: Eukaryota; Metazoa; Chordata; Actinopteri; Salmoniformes; Salmonidae. The coding region runs from base 1 to 900 and encodes 299 amino acids. The transcript has 7 exons. Gene Ontology annotation, biological process: fatty acid elongation, monounsaturated fatty acid; sphingolipid biosynthetic process; fatty acid elongation, polyunsaturated fatty acid. Gene Ontology annotation, molecular function: fatty acid elongase activity. The record is from RefSeq and is a predicted model, not a curated record.